Urocitellus parryii (Arctic ground squirrel) is the source of this 2319-nucleotide messenger RNA. RefSeq names its product growth differentiation factor 5 (gene Gdf5). The record is from RefSeq and is a predicted model, not a curated record. Gene Ontology annotation, molecular function: cytokine activity; growth factor activity. NCBI's taxonomy places the organism in Eukaryota, Metazoa, Chordata, Mammalia, Rodentia, Sciuridae. Gene Ontology annotation, cellular component: extracellular region.
UCAAGAACGAGUUAUUUUCAGCUGCUGACUGGAGACGGUGCACGUCUGGAUACGGGAGCAUUUCCACUAUGGGACUGGAUACAGACACACGCCCGGCGGACUUCAAGAGUCUCAGACUGAGGAGAAAGCCCUUCCUGCUGCUGCUGCUGCUGCCGCCGCUGCUCCUGAAGAUCCACUCCUUUCAUGGUUUUUCUUGCCAAGCCAGAGGCACCUUCGCUGCUGCCGCUGUUCUCUUUGGUGUCAUCCAGCGGCUGGCCAGAGGAUGAGACUCCCCAAACUCCUCACUUUCUUGCUUUGGCACCUGGCUUGGCUGGACCUGGAAUUCAUCUGCACUGUGUUGGGUGCCCCUGACUUGGGCCAGAGACCCACGGGGGCCAGGCCAGGAUUGGCCAAAGCAGAGGCCAAGGAGAGGCCCCCCCUGGCCCGGAACAUCUUUAGGCCAGGGGGUCACAGCUAUGGUGGGGGGGCCACCAACACCAGGGCAAAGGCAGACCCCGGGCAGACACAGGCCAAGAAGGAUGAGCCCAAAAAGCUGCCCCCCAGAUCUGGUGGCUCUGAACCCAAGCCAGGACCCCCUCCCCAGACCAGGCAGCCUGCAGCCCGGACUGUAACCCCAAAAGGACAGCUUCCCGGGGGCAAGGCACCCCCCAAAGCAGGAUCUGUCCCCAGCUCCUUUCUGCUGAAGAAGGCCAGGGAGUCUGGGCCCCCUCGAGAGCCCAAGGAGCCGUUCCGCCCGCCCCCCAUCACACCCCACGAGUACAUGCUCUCGCUGUACAGGACGCUGUCCGAUGCUGACAGAAAGGGAGGCAACAGCAGCGUGAAGUUGGAGGCUGGCCUGGCCAACACCAUCACCAGCUUUAUUGACAAAGGGCAAGAUGACCGAGGUCCUGUGGUCAGGAAGCAGAGGUACAUGUUCGACAUUAGUGCCCUGGAGAAGGAUGGGCUGCUGGGGGCCGAGCUGCGGAUCUUGCGGAAGAAGCCCUCGGACACGGCCAAGCCAGUGGCCCCUGGUGCCGGGCGGGCUGCCCAGCUGAAGCUGUCCAGCUGCCCCAGCGGCCGGCAGCCGGCAGCCUUGCUGGAUGUGCGCUCGGUGCCAGGCCUGGAUGGAUCUGGCUGGGAGGUGUUCGACAUCUGGAAGCUCUUCCGAAACUUUAAGAACUCGGCCCAGCUGUGCCUGGAGCUGGAGGCCUGGGAACGGGGCCGGGCUGUGGACCUCCGCGGUCUGGGCUUUGACCGGGCUGCCCGGCAGGUCCACGAGAAGGCUCUAUUCCUGGUGUUUGGCCGAACCAAGAAACGGGACCUGUUCUUUAAUGAGAUUAAGGCCCGCUCGGGCCAGGAUGAUAAGACCGUGUAUGAGUACCUGUUCAGCCAGCGGCGGAAACGGCGGGCUCCGCUGGCCACUCGCCAGGGCAAGCGACCCAGCAAGAACCUCAAGGCCCGCUGCAGUCGGAAGGCCCUGCAUGUCAACUUCAAGGACAUGGGCUGGGAUGACUGGAUCAUUGCGCCUCUUGAGUACGAGGCCUUCCACUGUGAGGGGCUAUGCGAAUUCCCCUUGCGCUCCCACCUGGAGCCCACGAACCACGCAGUCAUCCAGACCCUGAUGAACUCCAUGGACCCCGAGUCCACACCACCCACCUGCUGUGUGCCCACGCGGCUGAGUCCCAUUAGCAUCCUCUUCAUUGACUCUGCCAACAACGUGGUGUAUAAGCAGUAUGAGGACAUGGUUGUGGAGUCUUGUGGCUGCAGGUAGCAGCACUGGCCCUCUGUCUUCCAGGUUGGCAUAUCCUGGGAGCCCCUCCCCUUACUCCUGGAAUCACAGAGGGGUCAGGAAGCUGCAGUCAGAGCAUCUACACAACCGCACCAAAGGGCAUUCCAGCAGCCUUGUUCACUCUGAGUGUGACUUGGGCUCCCCUUCUAUUCACAAGUCCCCCAUCUGAGGAUUUCUGCUCCUCUGUUACUCUGACUGACAAGGACAGUCUAAGGGGACAGACUCUGCAUGGGACUGAGACCCAGGAGACAGUGUUUUCCAAUGAGACUCAACCUGUAAUCUCUCCUAACUUAGGCCUCCUUGGCCUCUGAACUCUCCAAGGGGGACUGGUGCUAUCCUGAGCAUCUGGUGGGAGAGACACAGGUGUCACCUCCUCUUUGAAUCACCUUUGUGCCUGGUGWCUUUCAAUCUUUAGGGCAGAUGAAAUGCUGAUUGGGCUGGUGUGGGAGAACGGGGAGAGAACUUGGGCAAGGGUAAGGAGUAUGAGGCUGUUAGACUGUUAGAUUAAAAUGUACAUUGAUGAGAAAAAAAAAGCCAAACUGUGCCUAAAA